Coregonus clupeaformis (lake whitefish) is the source of this 1718-nucleotide messenger RNA. RefSeq names its product tumor necrosis factor ligand superfamily member 13B. NCBI's taxonomy places the organism in Eukaryota, Metazoa, Chordata, Actinopteri, Salmoniformes, Salmonidae. Gene Ontology annotation, biological process: immune response. Gene Ontology annotation, cellular component: membrane. The record is from RefSeq and is a predicted model, not a curated record. The coding region runs from base 395 to 1201 and encodes 268 amino acids. The transcript is spliced from 7 exons. Gene Ontology annotation, molecular function: tumor necrosis factor receptor binding; receptor ligand activity.
UCUGGAUCAGAUGUCUCCCUCCCCUGCUGUGCCCUUUCAGACUAAUGCGCAUGGAGAGAGCAGAGUUUGUCGUUUGGAGUGGGGAUAGACAGAGCGUAGAUGGGUAAAAUGUGGGUGAGAGUGGUUUGGCUGGGCCGUGAUCAGAGCAGGAAGUUCUGAGUGUGGUUAAUCAAGCGGAACAAAGGAGGGAAGCUGCUGCUCUACCCUUCCUUAUACAACAUUACAGUACAGUCUUCAGACUGCAGACACUGAGACAGGAGAGAAGGUUAGACCGAAGAGAAAGUAACAUUAACUAAAGGCUAAAGAUCCAGCAUUGCUAACCAAAGAGGAGAGCCCUUCAGAAGGCAGGUCAUGCAGCCUGUUUGACUACAGAGGAGGCUGUCUGGGCCCUGUGAUGCCGUCUGCAGGUCCAAAUCCUGAGGGUGGUGGCCCUGCUUCUGGGCAGGAGUCUGGGGGUCGGAGGCUGUCCUGGCCGGUCCUGCUGCUGACCCUGGCAGCGGUCACCUCCUCAUCUCUUUCUGCUUUGUCUCUGUACCACCUGGUUGCCCUGAGAGCCGAGGUUGAGGAGCUCCGGUCAGAGGUCUUCCGCAAGAGAGAGGAGCAACAAGAGGCCAGGCAUGGAGAGACACUGCAGCAGAUGAGCAGCAGCUCCAGAGCCAGAAGGAGCAGCCCAGACCAUCCACACCCUCCUGACCCCCAGCCUGGGCUGUCCUUCGUCAGGAAGAGGAGUGUGGGCACAGGAACUGAGAACACAGUGUCUCAACCUUGUCUACAGAUGCUGGCAGAUAGCAACAGGAAAACAUUCCAGAAAGUGUUUGCAUUGGAGCCUUACACAGGGAUCCCCUGGCAGGCGGGGCUUAGGAGAGGCUCCGCCCUGGAGGCAGAGAGUGACAGCAUCCUGGUCAGAGAGGAGGGAUACUAUUUUGUCUACAGUCAGGUGUACUACAUGGACACAACCUUUGCCAUGGGUCAUGUGGUGAUUAGGAAGAAGAGGAACGUGGUGGGAGAUGAAGCUCAGCAUGUCACAUUGUUCCGCUGUAUCCAGAACAUGAACCCUGUCUACCCAUACAACACCUGUUACACAGGGGGUGUAGUGAAGCUGGAGGUCGGGGACAGUGUGGAGCUGUUGAUCCCUCGCUCUACAGCCAAAGUUUCUCUGGAUGGAGACUCCACGUUCCUGGGGGCUGUCAGACUGGCCUGACCCUGACCAGGGGAGUUGGACUGGGGGGACUAGGGGAUACAAUCGGCAUCAUGUGGAGAUGGACACUGCUGGGACUAGAAGUUUUGAUCUGGUGGAUACUGGUGGUGGUGUACAAGAUAAUUAUUUUAAAUGAACUAUGGCUUGUGGGUCUCAUAGCAAUAUGAUCUAUUCUACUAUGAUGCCAUCUGCUUUACAGUGUGACUGAGGGACGGACGGACAGACUCAGAAUCCUGGCCUAUGACUGGAGAGCCUGGCUGAUGAUGAUGAUGAUGAUGACGACAGUAGUGUCACCCUCUGUCACUGUGUGUGAUCUGAAAUGUUUGAGGCUUAUACUGGCAGGUGUCUCACCAUUCACUCAUAAACUUCUUUACACAUGUUAUGAUCAUAUACAGUACAUAGAUAGUCAAGACACAGUCCCAGCCAUGACUACCUCUCUGUCAGAAUUCACUUUGAUGCCAAGAUGAUGAUCAUUUUGACCACCUGCAUACUAAAUAAAUUUGUAUUUCAUUGUGUUGUA